AUGAAAGUCACGGCCCUCUACAUCUAUCCAGUCAAGGGACUCUGCGGCAUCCGUCUCGACACGACAGAAGUUGGAGGCCAAGGACUGCAAUAUGAUCGUACAUUCAUGGUGUGCCGCUUGGGCGCCGAUGGAGAGUUGAUCAAAGUGCAAAUGUCGGAGCAUGCCGAAUGCGCUCUCUUUCAGCAAGAUAUUGUCAACCAUCAUAUCCGCGUCAGAUAUGUCCGCCCAAAGGAGCCCGUGACGGGAUACCACGAGCUUCAAGACACGGUGCUGGAGUUUCCAGUCGAACCCGAAACGGACGGGCUCGAGAGAGCUGACAUGAAUCUUCACCAGAGCCGCGUUCUGGCAUAUCGCAUGGGCCAGAAAUAUGACGACUGGUUCACGGCCUGCUUCGGGUUCGAGACGACGCUUCUCUACAUUGGCCAGCAGCGCCGUCCCAUCCUCGGCACCUUUUCCCCGCGCAAUCCCCCGCCGGAGGAGCCCGCGCCGCAAAAGGGCUGGCUCUCAUCCCUCUCCGGCUACGUCGCCGGGAGGCGAGAGGAGGAGGAUCCCGACUGGCUCACCUUUACCGAUUGCGCGCCGCUGCUCAUCGCCACCGAGGCGUCGCUGCGCAGCGUGCGGGCGCGCGUCGCGAGCGGCGAGGUGGACAUGAUGAAAUUUCGGCCCAACAUUGUCGUCGACGGCGAGGCGGAGUGGGACGAGGACUUUUGGGCGGCGCUGUCCAUCAACGGCGCGCCGGCGCUACUCCUCACCAAGCUCUGCAACCGCUGCACCUCGCUCAACGUGGACUAUGCAAAGGGCCGCUACGGGGCUCCCGGCGAGGAGCAAGGGACCAUACUCAAGGUGCUGAUGAGGGACCGCCGCGUCGAUGCGGGCUCGCCGUACGCGCCGGCGUUUGGGCGCUACGGCUUCCUGGACGACGGCGUGGAGAGGCUGCGCGUCGCGGUGGGCGACGACGUGGCCGUGACGAGGCGCACGGAGGAGCGGCCGCGCUGGGACUGGCCGAUGAAACCCAAGAAGGACGACCCUGGCAGAUAUUACCGCUACGCGUGA
Messenger RNA from Beauveria bassiana ARSEF 2860, 1053 nucleotides. RefSeq names its product MOSC domain-containing protein. Bases 1 to 1053 code for a protein of 350 amino acids. NCBI's taxonomy places the organism in Eukaryota, Fungi, Ascomycota, Sordariomycetes, Hypocreales, Cordycipitaceae. The record is from RefSeq and is a predicted model, not a curated record. Gene Ontology annotation, molecular function: pyridoxal phosphate binding; catalytic activity; molybdenum ion binding. The transcript is spliced from 2 exons.